CUGCUUGCUAAAAGGUUAUGAGGAGCGCCUGGAUACCGUUUCCAGAAAUUCUUAAAACAAAUCAAUCAAAUUCCUCUGCUGAAUCAUUUCUAUUCAUGCACUCUAAAUAUCGGGACCUUACAAUGUGUCUUGGGGGACUUGAGGGCAGUGGUCAACUUUUGUGACCUUUUCUAAUGAUGCUAAGCAGCUUGAAACAGGAUUACCUGGAUGUAGAACUUUCCAUUACUCCAGAAUCUGAAGCAUUUGAUAGUUAACUGUAAAUAAUAUUGCUAAAAAGCUUUUAAAGAAUAUUCUAGCUAUAUUUGAAGCUGUUAUUUUUGUUUUAAAAUCCCAAUUUACUAUGCCUUCCACUUGUUUGGAUUACAGCGAUUGCCUUCUUAUUUUCAAAGCUUUUCAUCUGCAAGAAAAUGGCGCUGAGGGAGAGAUAUGUCAGUGUGGGCUUGAAAGAGAGGAUAUUGCUUUUUUAGAAGAACGUGAAGAAAUAGCUGUUAUGGAAAACAGAAAUUAUAUAAAUGCAAGAGACAUAUCUCGGAAAAGAUUUCUGAAGAGUAUUUUUAAAAUGAUAGAGUCCAUUAUGGAACCAGAUAGUGAUGAUGACAUUUGGUCGGCAGAGAAGUUGAAAAAUAUAUUUUGUUCAUUUAGGGUGUUGGUGUGGUGCGGUAGGUUUUUGAUAAAAUUCCAUGAAAAAAACCAGUGCAGUCAGUAUUUAACUUCUGCUGUGAAGUUUUAUUUAAAAUCUCUAGAUAUCGGGAAAUAUAGUUUCUAUCACACUAAUCGCCCGGUCGAUAAGAAAAUUUUAGAACUUUUAAGGCUCUCCUCUAAAAAUCGUGUUCACCAUAGUGUGUUCAUAGAAUUUUUAAGAUUGAUUUGUAAUGAAAAUUUCUGUUACUACUAUUACUACUUUGAUGUCAGUUCAAUGUUAGAGGAUAUAUUAAAAGCUGCUCAUGAAUCUAAAAUAGAUAUAUUAAAUGUAUGGAGAGAAGUUGACGCAAUAUCCUACUGUUCAUUCAAUCGUUUUAUAUUUAUGAGCUUGGAAAAUUUUAUUCCAAUGAUUAGGUUCGGAAAAACUGAAUGUUUAUCUUUUUCAAGUGAGAAGUUUUACUAUUUGAAAACAGCUCUACGCAAAUUUUCUUGUAAAGUGACUAUUAGAGAUGAUAACGUUGGCAGGAGUUCUACCAGUUUCCUCUCCCUACAAACUACAUAUUUGUUUCUUUAUGCAAAAAGCAAAAUGGCGCCUUCAAUAACAGCAGCCUACAUUCUCAAGUUAUUGUGGAACAGCAUAACAGAUCCAUUCUUGUGUGAGGAGGACUUCAAAAAGAGUGACCUAGUCGUUUUACCAACCGGUGCACAUGAUGUCAAUAUACUGCAUAAAGCCUGGACUUGGUAUGAGGAUCAUGUACUUAAGAAUGUAAAUUCACCCAAAAGACCAAGAUCUCUCGGCCAUCUUUCAAGGUGUUCUGUUCGUCGACAACUUGCGGCAUGCCUUCAUCUUCCGGGUGGUGUCGAACAGCUUGAUGUACCAAAGAUUCUUAAAAAUUAUAUUCUACUGGAAGAUUCAAAAGUUAUACUCUAAGCAGUGUGUGAAAAAAUGAAUACACUUUUGCGUAUGUAUUGUAUAUGUCUUCUAAUAAAAAUGUACACAGCUCCGAA
Parasteatoda tepidariorum (common house spider) is the source of this 1650-nucleotide messenger RNA. RefSeq lists its product as uncharacterized. The record is from RefSeq and is a predicted model, not a curated record. Gene Ontology annotation, biological process: intracellular signal transduction. NCBI's taxonomy places the organism in Eukaryota, Metazoa, Arthropoda, Arachnida, Araneae, Theridiidae.